Mauremys mutica (yellowpond turtle) is the source of this 2647-nucleotide messenger RNA. It is a transcript of the gene CREB3L3, whose product is annotated as cAMP responsive element binding protein 3 like 3. Gene Ontology annotation, molecular function: DNA-binding transcription factor activity, RNA polymerase II-specific; RNA polymerase II cis-regulatory region sequence-specific DNA binding. Lineage: Eukaryota; Metazoa; Chordata; Testudines; Geoemydidae. The record is from RefSeq and is a predicted model, not a curated record. Gene Ontology annotation, cellular component: nucleus. The coding region runs from base 161 to 1522 and encodes 453 amino acids. The transcript is spliced from 10 exons. Gene Ontology annotation, biological process: regulation of transcription by RNA polymerase II.
UUUAAACUUUGUCACUGAGUGAAAGAAGCUUUGGGGAGAAGCAGAGAGAGAGAGAGAGAGAAGACUCAUCCCAGCCACCAGUGAUUCCCGGGGUUCGCCGGGAACCCCCAGUCCACAUCAGCAGAGGCCCUUGGAGUGGGACUUGGUUAUAGACAGAGACAUGGCCUCCAGCUGCCAAAUGGGCAGCAUCGACAGCCUGGAGCUGCUGGACCUGCUCUUUGACCGACAGGACGGGAUCCUCCGGAACGUGGAGUUUGGGGGCCACACGGCCGGCUGGCCUGGGCCAGAGCAGAGUCAGCUGCCCGGUGCCCAGGAGAACGAGGAUUUCCUCUGCUCCAUCCUGGGCUCAGGGGACUCCGGCUCCGACUCCUCAAUCUGGUCCCCUGCAGCCAGCGACAGCGGCAUCUCCGAGGACCCGAACUCGGACCAGCUCGACAGCCCCCAGCACUACGUGCCCACAGGCAGCCCGGGGCCCGGCGAGUCGGCGUACCCCUACCAGGAGGCCUCCCAGGCCCAGCCGGCUCCCAGCCUGCCUGGGGCUGACCUGCGCGAGGCUGAAGUCUCCAUAGACCUCGACAUGUGGAAUCCUGGUUUUUUCUCGGAGAAGAGUCACGACCUGCCUGAUCCCGCUCAGAUCGCCGCUUCCUGCACCCUGACAGUGAAGGACCUGCUGCUGUCCAGCAGCUGUGAGAUGCAGCAGCAGCAGCUGAUGACCCCAGCGCUGCUGAGACAAAGUCACGGGCACUGCCAGGAGCUGGUGCUGACAGAGGACGAGAAGAAGCUGCUGGCCAAGGAGGGGGUCACGCUGCCCACCCAGCUGCCCCUCACCAAGUACGAGGAGCGGGUGCUGAAGAAGAUCCGUAGGAAGAUCCGCAAUAAGCAGUCGGCUCAGGAAAGCCGGAAGAAGAAGAAGGAAUAUAUCGACGGGCUGGAGAGCCGGAUGUCGGCCUGCACGACGCAGAACCAGGAACUGCAAAGAAAAGUGCUGCACCUGGAGAAGCAGAACUCGUCCCUCCUGGAGCAACUGAGGAAACUCCAGACCCUCGUGGUGCAGUCGACUAACAAAGCCGCCCAGACGGGGACCUGCAUCGCGGUGCUGCUGCUCUCCUUCGCCCUGAUCGUCUUCCCCUCCAUCAGCCCCUUCACCCCCAAUCAAGCGGAGCCGGAAGGUGACUUUGGGCCGGUGAGAGUGUUCUCCAGGUCUCUCCAUAACGAUGCCUCCUCCCGCGUGGUCUAUGCCCUGAGGAAGGAUGCCGCCGAGAGCCCCCAGGAGCCGGAGAAUCCCGUGUGGACAGAGUACGCCGGCGAGGCCCAGAGCGUCCUCCGCAAAUUCCUCAGCAGCCACGUGCUCGCCAGGCCCCAGGCAGAGGCUCCACAGGCCAACGGGACGGGGGCCCUGCCGCAGGACGGACACUCGGACUUGGAGGGGCUGAGUCACGAUGGCCCCAUCGCGGCCUCGCUGGCCUGGACAGAGCCCAGCCAGCCCAGCCAGGUGCGGCUGGAGCCGGCCGAGGAGCUGUGAACGCCCCCGGCCGUGUCCCCCACGCCCGGCCAGCGACGGCAUGAGCGGGAGGGCCGGGCGCCGCUGGCCAGGACCCCGGCCGGGGCGGGGGGGCACUGAUGGGACUGCUGCCCUGGGGGCCUGCCCGGGGGCAGGGGGGCAGAGUGCGUGUGGUGAACCAGUGAGAGAGAAGGGGGGUAAAAAGACGGGGGGCAGCUGGCUCCUCGGAGGCUCCAGCAUGCGCAGGGGAGGGGAGCCUGGCCCCUGGGCAGCUGCCGUUUCACCCAGGCCAGAGCUGCAGGGGAACAAGACUCUCCAGCCCCCAUCCAGCCUUCCACCCCCGCCCCCCCCUCGGGUUGGGGCACGGUCGCUGCCUAAGCACGGGGCUCCCGCCUGGUCCCCUGUGGAUUCCAUGGACUGGGAGGUUUCCCUGCAAAUUGUCUGACAUUUCCCCUUCCUUCACUGCCCCUUCCCCCCUUUUGGUGACACCCCUCUGGGACUGGAGACGUUGAUCCCAGCGCUGCCUCUCCUGGGGCGCACGGAGGGGAUGGGGUGGGGAGUUGAAAUGGCCAGGCACAGCCGGGGGGGGCACAACCCCUCAGGAGCCAGGAGCUCAUUCCCGAGUUCAGCGAAGCAGCACUGACCACGCCUGACGGCUGCGAUGCACCAGGCCCCAUGCUGGGAUCCGGCUUAGCCGCCAGGCAGCGGGGGAGCGUCUGGAGCUGUACGUGUGUGAGAGAGAGAGAGAGAGACUCUGCCGGAGGUCAUGUGCACAGGGCCCCCGACAAUCGACGGGACGCCAGUGCUAAGAUGCUGGAACUGAACCCCCUAAGCAAGGCAGUGUGAGCCCUGCCUGGGUGCCUCCCCCACAUCCCUCGGGGACCCUGUUCUCCAGGCUAAUAUCCUGGGAGGGAGGCAUAGGGAGAACCCCUGAGGUGGAGGCGACAGACCCCGCCUGGGGCCUCAGAGCCCUUCCCCAGAGGGAGGCCUGUGAAAUCCAGCUGGCGCCCGGGCAGCCUGUGUCCCUGGCUAGAGUGGGGCACACGCCAGGGGAGGCCCACAUGGCCAGGAGGGGCCUGGCAGGGGAUGCUGGGAUAUUUGGUGUUUCUCUGUGUUUGGGGCGGGGGGGGGGGAUUUUUUUUUUAA